Messenger RNA from Trichomycterus rosablanca, 4451 nucleotides. It is a transcript of the gene slc5a2, whose product is annotated as solute carrier family 5 member 2. The record is from RefSeq and is a predicted model, not a curated record. Gene Ontology annotation, molecular function: D-glucose:sodium symporter activity. The transcript is spliced from 16 exons. Gene Ontology annotation, cellular component: plasma membrane. Gene Ontology annotation, biological process: sodium ion transport; transmembrane transport. Bases 2023 to 3987 code for a protein of 654 amino acids. NCBI's taxonomy places the organism in Eukaryota, Metazoa, Chordata, Actinopteri, Siluriformes, Trichomycteridae.
AACAAGGAGGAAGCCGCUCAGGUGGCGCAGCGGUAGAAGACAUGCGCUGCAACCAGAGCUGGAUUUCGAAGGAGCGUAGUUUCGAAUCCAGCUCUGCCUUCCCGGUCGAGGCUGGGCGGCUAUGGACAACGAUUGGCCUGUUGUCCGGGUGGGGGGCGGGACUUGAGACCGUAGGGGAUGCUCUCUCAGGAACGGGGCGGUUGCGCCCUCUGCUGGCUGGUUGGUGGCGCCUGUAUGGAGACGGGAGGGGGUGUGGCGGAGUGUGUGAUCCUCCGUGCACAGUACUCUGCCACGCUACACUCGUCAAGUGUGGGUGAUAAGACGGUCGAUUGGCUGUGCACGUUUCGGAGGAGGCGUGGAACGGCCUCGUCAGCCCCAAUCAGGAGCAGGAAUCCGCACUAAUGAGAGGAUGAUAGAUGGGAUGAAAUUGGACGUGCUAAAUUUAUACAAAAAAAAAAAAAAAAAAAAGAGGAGGUGGUUUUAAUGUUAUUGCUGAUCUGUGUAUUAGCACUAUACUGGCUCUGCAAUAUUCAACACUUUAGUAAUGUCUAACACUGAUGUUAUGCUAAAUUCAGCACCCCUGCUGUCAUGUGCAUCCCAGAACAGAAACAGGGAACAGGGAAACCUUUAUGCAUUUAAAUCAUGAAUAGGGGACUAGGGUUUUGUGACCCCCCUAAAAAUUGGGUCAUGUCUGGCAACCAAUUUUUCGAAUAUGAAAUGCAGAAAAUAUUAAAUAAAUGUGGUCUAUGUAUCUGUCAGCCAAUCAGAUCUUACAUGGGCCACAGGGAAGGGCGAGGGUUUCACCAGUGCUUUUGCAAACAUGUUUGCCACUUCAUAUAAAGCUUCUAGGGCAUCAGUGGCUAGCUUGCUCAUAUAUUACAGCCUUUCUGUUCCUUCGCUAAAAGAACUGUACAGAUUUAUGAACCAGGAUGUCUCACCUCUUCAUUUUGACAAUGUCACAGCUUGGCACAGAUUGCGGGUGGUCCAUUGAAUUUUCAGCUUGGCACGAGAAGCCGUAUCUUCUAUAGUCUUUCUGAUAACCUUCCACUAAGUGUUGGAAUAUCCAGGGUCGUACCUGAGGAUGCUUGUGUAAAAACAUACCCACUUGUAGAUGCCUCCUCUGAACUUUUUAUUGGCUUUUUCUGGAGCCACCGUAUUAUUUUUUGCCUUUUUAUUUUUUAAACUCAAACAUUGUGAUUUUUUUUCUUUAAUAAAGCAGGAAAGAUCUGAGUUUGCAUAGACGGAGCAUCCGGUCUAUUUCUUUAUUUUAGAUGAACAGUAAGGAAACACUUUUAAUUGUGCAUCUCUACCUUGCGAUGGAUUAAAAUGUUUAAAUUAUUUUUAAAAACAGCGGGAUAGGCCGCUCAGGUGGCGCAGUGGUAACAGUAGACUAGCACACCAGAGUUGGGGUUUCGAAUACAUCGUAUCCAAUCUCAGCUCUGCCUCCCGACUGGGCUGGGCGGCUGCAUGAACAACGAUUGGCUGUUGUUUAUAGGGUUAGGGGUAAAAAAAAAGUCGGAUCAUAGGUCCUCAUAACUGGUGCAACUGUGGCCGCUGAUGGCACCUGCACAGGGCUGAGGAAUAAUGCGGAUGGGGGUGUGGCUCUCCGUACACAGUGGCCGUCGGUGUAUGAACUCGACUUGUGCAGGUGAAAAAUGCAGUCUGUACUGACUGUACGUGCCGGAGGGGGCGCAUGUUAGUUGAGAGGCGUCCUCAGUCAGCGGUGAAGGGUCGAUUCAGUAUAGAGGACGCAAUCGGGGUAAUUGGACAUGACUAGAUUAGGGGAAAAAAGUGGGGGAAAAUAGAAAAUUCAAAAAAAAAAACAAAAAAAAAACAGCUGGAUAUUCCACUAGCUCACCAGCACGGAGAUUCUGAACUCCUCGGUUCGAAACUCGCCGUUGCCACCGGUCUGGCGGGCUUAAUUGGCAGUGCCUGCAGCAGAUACUAAUUGGCCACCGUAUAUACAGUCUGGGGGCCGGACUGUGUGUCGGUGGGUGGGUCUUCAUAUGCUGUGUAGGGACCAUGAUUGGCGGAGGAGAUGCCUCGGAUAUUAUUGUGAUUGUUGGCUACUUUGUAGUCAUCAUUGGAGUGGGAAUAUGGUCGAUGUUUAGGACUAAUCGUGGCACAGUAGGUGGCUACUUCCUUGCAGGACGGACCAUGGUGUGGUGGCCGGUAGGUGCUUCUUUAUUUGCGAGCAACAUAGGCAGUGGCCAUUUUGUUGGCCUGGCUGGAACAGGUGCUGCCAGUGGGAUCGCUGUAGGAGGAUUUGAAUGGAAUGCUUUAUUCAUUGUAUUGCUGUUGGGAUGGCUGUUUGUACCAGUCUAUUUAACAGCUGGAGUAAUCACUAUGCCGCAAUAUCUGAAGAAGAGAUUCGGUGGGACCAGGAUCAGUCUGUAUCUCUCGGUUAUCUCCCUAUUCCUUUAUAUCUUCACAAAGAUUUCUGUGGAUAUGUUCUCUGGAGCUGUGUUCAUACAGCAGGCGCUUGGAUGGAAUAUCUACAUUGCAGUCAUUGCUUUGCUGUCCAUUACAGCUCUCUAUACUGUCACAGGUGGGUUGGCAGCUCUGAUGUACACGGAUACUGUCCAGACCUUUGUGAUCAUCGCUGGCGCCUUCGUCCUAAUGGGCUUCUCUUUUUAUGAGGUUGGAGGCUACAAUGCCUUAAUUGAGAAAUACAGUUCAGCUCUACCUUCGAUGACGUCCUCAGAUCCUCAACUCUUAAAUAUCUCCGCACACUGUUACACUCCGCGUGAUGACGCCUUCCAUCUGCUGAGGGAUCCUGUGACUGGAGACCUGCCGUGGCCCGGUGUGCUGUUUGGAAUUGCCAUCGUUGGAGGAUGGUACUGGUGUACUGACCAGGUUAUUGUGCAGCGGUGUUUGGCUGCCCGCAGUCUGACCCAUGUCAAGGCUGGAUGUAUCUUGUGCGGAUACCUGAAACUUCUCCCCAUGUUCCUCAUGGUGUUCCCUGGCAUGAUCAGCCGAGUGCUGUACCCUGAUGAGGUCGGGUGUGUGGUGCCAGCAGAAUGUAAAAGAGUGUGUGGGACAGAAGUCGGCUGCUCCAACAUUGCGUACCCUAAACUGGUGGUCUCUGUCAUGCCCAGAGGUCUGAGGGGAUUAAUGCUAGCCGUCAUGUUGGCGGCCCUCAUGAGCUCCCUAGCCUCCAUCUUUAACAGCAGCAGCACUCUCUUCACUAUGGACAUCUGGACUCGGAUCAGGCCUCAGGCCCGAGACAAAGAGCUCAUGAUAGUCGGCAGGGUAUGGGUGCUCUGCAUCGUUGCAAUCAGCAUUUGCUGGAUCCCUGUGGUCCAGGCUGCUCAGAGUGGGCAGUUGUUUGACUAUAUCCAGUCAGUUACCAGCUACUUGGCGCCACCUAUAGCAGCUGUCUUCUUUCUGGCUAUUUUUGUGAAGAGAGUCAAUGAACAGGGGGCUUUUUGGGGCCUAAUGGGAGGCCUGGCCAUGGGCUUGUGCCGCAUUGGACCAGAGUUCUACUUUGGAUCAGACAGCUGCCUCUUUCGUUCCAAAUGUCCUCCUGUCAUUUGUGGGGUUCACUACCUGUAUUUUGCAGUGCUGCUCUUCUUCUGUACUGGCAUUCUGGUAAUCCUUGUGAGCUACAACACGCCACCUAUAGACGACCGACAUCUUCAUCGGCUUGUCUUCAGCCUGCGCCAUUCUAAGGAAGAGAGGGUAGAUCUGGACUGGGAGGAAGAGGAACGAGGAAGGAAUGCCCGCAGAGCGGCAGAAGAAAAAAAUAAAGCCACGUGUGCUGAGAAUACAAGCGAAAAUGGAAGUAAAUCUGGAAUCGGCCGCUUGAUUGACUGGUUUUGUGGCUUAAGUGGCUCGCAGGCACCUGAGCCGACUGAAGAAGAAGUUAAAGAAGCAGCUAAAGAAUUGCCUGAUAUAAGCGAAGACCCUCUAUGGAAGCACUCGGUCAAUGCUAAUGCUCUUAUUAUGAUGGCUGUGGCUAUCUAUUUUUGGGGGUUUUAUGCUUGAAUGGAACCAAGUUUUUUUUUUUUUUUUUUUCAUUGUUUCACAUAAUUGAGGUGCUAAUUCUACUGAAAUCCUACUAAAAAUGUGUAUAUAUUUCUAUUUUUCAAAUGAUUGUGGUACUAUUUACCACUACUUACCAUUCACAGUUGCACUAAAUAUGGAGCAUGAUGAUAAUAACUACUAUUUAACUUGAAUUAUUGUUUCCUUGCUCCAAGUCACCAUGAGUUAUUGGGGUUUAAUUGCAUAGCUGAUUAUACACACACUGCAUUUUCAACAGUUAAUACCACACUUUUCCAACCAUUCGACAAUCUUUGUAGACGCAGAGCGUGUGAUUGUCUGGCCUGCCUGCAGUCCAGAUUUGUCUCUUGUUGAAAAUGCAUAGCACAUAAUUGGAGGAUAAACUGUUGAACAAUGAAAAUCUUUACUUUGUACCUUUGUCAUUUAAAUAAACGUUUGAGAAAAUGAAA